AUGGAAUUCAAUGGAGCUUGUUUGAUGUCAAUUUUACUGCUAUUCAGUAGUGUUGGCAUAAUCUACGCAUCGGAUUCUGACAUUCUCACCGAUUUCACUGUUCCGGCGGGGCAGAACCCACUUAACUUGACUGGCAAUUUCUUCACUUUCACAGGAUUUCGAGGAUUGCCCAACAACAAUUUAACGGGGCAGACGGCAGUAAAAAUCACAAAGGGGGUGAUGGCAGAGUUUCCGGCGCUGAACGGGCUGGGCGUGUCAAUGGCGGUGCUGCAGUUCCCGGCGGGAGGAGUGAACCCUCCUCACACUCACCCCCGCGCUUCUGAACUUCUCUAUCUUGUGGAUGGAUGUCUUCUCGUCGGAGUGGUCGACACCACGGGAAAACUCUUCACACAGACCCUCACUAAAGGAGAUUUAUUUGUGUUUCCCAAAGGACUCCUCCAUUACCAACUGAAUACGGAUAAUGAGGCCGGGGCCAUGGCUGUUUCUGCUUUUGGGAGCGCCAAUGCAGGCACCGUUUCGCUCCCUUCUACUCUCUUCACAAGCGGCAUCACUGAUGAUGUUCUGGCUAAAUCAUUCAAGACAAACACACCCACUAUCGAGCUGCUCAAGGCUGCCCUUAAGCCUUAA
Molecule: messenger RNA, 627 nt
Organism: Cryptomeria japonica (Japanese cedar)
Lineage: Eukaryota; Viridiplantae; Streptophyta; Pinopsida; Cupressales; Cupressaceae
Product: germin-like protein 9-3
Exons: 1
Coding region: 1-627 (208 amino acids)
Cellular component (GO): cell wall
Molecular function (GO): manganese ion binding
Source: RefSeq, a predicted model, not a curated record